Messenger RNA from Arachis duranensis, 1163 nucleotides. RefSeq names its product bidirectional sugar transporter N3. Gene Ontology annotation, molecular function: sugar transmembrane transporter activity. The coding region runs from base 96 to 935 and encodes 279 amino acids. Gene Ontology annotation, biological process: carbohydrate transport. The record is from RefSeq and is a predicted model, not a curated record. Gene Ontology annotation, cellular component: membrane. The transcript is spliced from 6 exons. Lineage: Eukaryota; Viridiplantae; Streptophyta; Magnoliopsida; Fabales; Fabaceae.
GUACACACACAUACACAAUAUUCAUUAAUUAAGCAAGCUAGAGCUACACUUAGCUUCCCUUCAAUUCUUCUCUAGCUCUUCUUUCCAUCGAAACCAUGCCUCAAGUCGCUACUGAAAUUUUUAUCGUUGGUGUUAUAGGUAACAUUUGCUCCUUCAUUUGCUUCCUGGCACCUUUAUCCACAUUUUAUCGAGUUUGUAAGAAGAAAACAACGGAAGGGUUCCAGUCGAUUCCAUAUGUGGCAGCACUGUUCAGUGCAAUGCUUUGGAUAUUUUAUGCUUACAUAAAGAAGGGCGAAAUACUUAUCAUCACCAUCAACUCAUUCGGUUGUUUUAUAGAGACAAUUUACCUUGCCAUCUAUCUCACCUAUUGCCCCAAGAAAGCUAGGAUCUUCACGUUGAAGCUGAUAUUCAUGUUCAACUUGGGGGGAAUAUUCUUGGUUGUCCUUCUGACACACGUUCUAGCAAAAGAAAGAACAGCUCGUCUAGAGCUUCUUGGAUGGAUCUGCGUCGUCCUUUCCACCAGUGUCUUUGCAGCACCUUUAAGCAUCAUUAGAGUGGUAAUUCGCACAAAGAGUGUAGAGUUCAUGCCCUUCAAUCUUUCACUGCUUCUCACAAUAAGCGCAAUAAUGUGGAUGGCAUAUGGCAUUCUUCUCAAGGAUAUCUAUGUUACACUUCCGAACAUAGUGGGAGUGACAUUCGGGACAAUACAGAUGGUGCUGUAUUGUAUAUACAGGAAGAACAAGCCCGUGAGCAAGGAUAAUGAUGAGAAGCUGCCUCAACAUAACGGAGAAGUUGAAGCUACCACCCCUCAGGCCCCCAUUGAUAUUGAGAUUGGAGAUCAGAAGAAGCAGCAACCAGACAACAACCCUCCUACUCCUGUGGAAGCCACUAAUAAUCAUCAAGUGCAAGUCCAGCUGCAACAACAGAAAGUGUGACAAGUUUGAAGAUCCAGUUGUGUUGUGUUGUGCCUCUAUCUGCCAUGUAAAAUUAAUUCUAAGGGGAACACACCCACCAUACCUAUAUACAUACUAUAUAUAUCUAUCUUUAUCUUUUUAUAUAUAUCUACCUAGCUAUAUAUAUACACAUACUUCAUGAUUCUCAUCCAUCUUCCUUCUAUUUUAUGUCUGUACUUCCUAUCAUAAACAAAAAUUCUCAAUUUCAUA